GCAGCAGCUUCCACGUCUACCCAAAGCCCUAAAACUAAAACCCCUCCUCUGCGCCAUUUCUGAUUUCUCCCCCAUAACCAGAACACCUACCUGUUUUUCCUCAUAUUCUCUCACUAUAUCUUUUCUCAACACAUAUAUAUGUUUAUGCAACUCUGCUCACUACGCAGGCCCCGACUAUGAAAGCUUGGAGGGCAUUGAGACCCAUCACUGCUCGCUCAUCCAGACCCCUCAAGUCUCCCCAUCUCAACCCAGCAGCAGCAAGUCUUCUCUCUCGUUUCUUCUCCGCCCAAUCCCAACAAAACGACACCGAAGUUGACGACUGCUCUGUGUUUGAUAGCUCCCAAUACGCUAUUCCCAACACGAGCUCGGAUACUAACACUUCUAAGAAGGAAUCCAAUUGGGAUGUCAAGUAUAGAGAGAGAGCUGAUACAUUGGUCUUUGGGAAGGAAACCCAGAAAAAGAAAUUCACGGUUGAGGGGGAAGACGAGGUGAGCAGCAGGGUACUUGCCAAAUUGUUGCUUGAGGCGGCACUCGAGAGGGCGGAUGAGGAAGAAGAGGAGGAGGUGGGGGGUGUAUUGGUUAGGGAGGAGAACCAGAAGUCGCUUUCCGUAGGGAUGAUUGGUGCACCGAAUGCUGGAAAGUCUGCACUCACGAAUUACAUGGCUGGGACAAAGGUGUCUGCAGUGUCGCGGAAGACAAAUACGACUACCCAUGAAGUUUUAGGAGUUAUGACGAAUGGGGACACACAAAUUUGCUUCUUUGAUACCCCUGGAAUUAUGCUAAAGACCAGCGGGUUUCCUUCGAAGGAUUCCAAAGCUCGUGUGCAAAGUACUUGGAGCACAGUUGAAUUAUAUGAUGUGCUAAUGGUUAUUUUUGAUGUCCAUAGGCAUCUUACGAGACCUGAUUCAAGGGUUGUAAGAUUGAUUCAACGUAUGGGAGCAGAGGCACACCAAAAGCAAAAGCGGGUGUUAUGCAUGAAUAAAGUUGACCUAGUCGAAAAGAAAAAAGAAUUGCUGAAGGUUACUGAAGAAUUUAAAGAUCUUCCCGGGUAUGACAGGCAUUUCAUGAUCUCAGGACUAAAGGGGUCAGGAGUACAAGAUCUUACUCAAUAUUUGAUGAAGCAGGCUAUUAAAAGACCCUGGGAUGAAGAUCCUUUCACGAUGAGUGAAGAGGUUAUGAAAAGCAUUUCAUUAGAAGUUGUCCGUGAAAAGUUAUUGGACCAUGUCCACCAGGAAGUUCCAUAUGGUAUUAAACAUCGCUUGACAGACUGGAAGGAACUACGAGAUGGUUCUCUUAGGAUUGAGCAACACUUCAUCACUCACAAGGAAAGCCAGCGUAAGAUUCUUGUGGGCAAGAAUGGCUCCAAAAUAGGGAGAAUUGGCGUGGAAGCUAAUGAAGAGCUACGGUCUAUAUUUAAGAGGGAAGUACAUCUCAUCCUCCUGGUUAGGGUCAAAUGACACUACUCAAUAAACUAAACAAGAGUCAGGAGUCAGGAGUUGCACCUUCUAAACGCAUAUAUGCAAGCCUUUCAAGUUUGACGGGGAUUAUCUGCGUCGAUUGGACUACAAGAAUGAAUGAAGAUGCUGUAAUUCUUGCAGAAAUGCCCUGUUAUUCAUUUUUGUUUAGCUAUUUUGAUAAGAUCACUCACUUUUCUAGCAUUAGUAUUCCUUAAUAUAUCCUUGUAUCCUUUUUUGUGGAAGCAGAGUUCAUUCAAUCAACAAUUGUAUUAAUUAUUGAUUAUUGACUGGAACAUUUUACUGAA
Molecule: messenger RNA, 1762 nt
Organism: Tripterygium wilfordii
Lineage: Eukaryota; Viridiplantae; Streptophyta; Magnoliopsida; Celastrales; Celastraceae
Product: GTP-binding protein ERG
Exons: 8
Coding region: 177-1457 (426 amino acids)
Biological process (GO): ribosomal small subunit assembly
Molecular function (GO): GTP binding; rRNA binding; ribosomal small subunit binding
Source: RefSeq, a predicted model, not a curated record